AUGCCACUUCUUGACGCUUCCGCCAAAUCUUUGCCUGAGCUCUAUCUCCAGCGGGCUGCCACCAUCCUCGGAAUGACAGCUCAUGCGUUUGUUCGCCUGGAAGGAAGCGAGCCUCUUACAUUGAAAUAUGAUCGCCAUAGCGAUAUACUACCGCCAUCACUUGUUAUUCCGUGGGCUAUCGUGUGUGAACGUCUUGGGCGAUCAACUCCAGCUCUUACCUUAAUUGAUAUGAUGGUAGCAAAUUUUGAAUCAACUAGCUUGUCAUAUAGCGGUGUGAUGCUGGAAAAUUUGGAGUUGCUCGUUCCAACAGUCGGCAACAUAGAAGAGCGUACGUUCUUUGGAAUAAUGAUUGAAAUGAACGCUAAAGCAAUACCAAUCCUUCAUCAGAUCAUUGAGGCUCAAAGAUCUGUCUUGGCUCGAAACUCUUCUUCGCUGAAAGAUGCAAUACAAAACCUCCACACGUUAAUCAAACAGAUCACCAGAACCCUAGAGAAGAUCCAUGCGAAUCGAUCUCACAAGAGUCAUAUUGAUCCUCUCAUUUGGACGGUCACUGUAGCGAAUUUAGGAAUUCCUUGGCUGAAAGACGUGGUAGGGGCUGCAGGCACAGCGCACCCCUUCUUCCACAUGAUGGAUGAAUUUACUGGACGGUCUGAAUAUCAGACGGGUAUCGGCAAAGAAGCGAAAGCUGUUCGAGCUAUAUAUCCCAUUCAUUGGCGACAGUUCCUUGAGGCUAUCAGGGAAGUUUCUAUCACGGAGUACAUCGUUACCUCAAAGGAUAGACAAUUGAUGGAAAUCUGGGACGCUUUUACAUCCGCUUACCAUGGUAAAGACGGUCUAUUGGGAGCUCACCGGAGAAAAGUGUUGGGUUUCCUUGCUGUCUCAUUCAGGAUCGGUCGAGAUACAACUAUCAAUGGUCUAGGCCGCAGGCGCAGGAAUAAGCCUUGGCUAGAAGCCGAUCAGGAAUUGGAAAAAGCACGCUUAGAACGGAGAAGUCUUGAUCGAGAUGAACAUUUGACAAGUAACAGACCUGGUUUAAAUAAUUUCUUUAUGUCCGAACUAAUAAAAAAUAAUUCGGAAGAAAUUGGGUAUUGGUUUUCGGCCGAGGGAAGUGUUUACGAUGCGAGCACUUUUAUGCAGAGACACCCAGGUGGUGAUACCGUCAUCGGGCUAAGCAGCGGCCAAGAUAUAACCGACAGCUUGAAGGCAGUCGGCCAUUUGUCAAACCCUUCGAUCCGAAACAAACUUGAGACCUAUCGUAUCGGGAUCCUGAAAUACCCCAAGUUUGCUUCUUCAAAAGUGAAAGAAGCCUACUUAACCGCCGUUGAUCUUGGUCAAAAGGCAGCCGAAAUGGAAAAUGUACACCGGAGAAACUUUCAGUUGUUGAAUGGUAAAAUUACAGCGCUAGACGAACCUGAGGUUCUGACACCCAAAAAGGCGCGCCACUUACUUGAUGCAAAAAGAAGGCUUCAGGAUGAACACGUGCCGGCAUUAGCGAUGCUUCUGGAUAACCUACUCGAUGAUAUUGCGAAACUGAUUAUAGACCUUGAUCUGAGCCCUAUUCGAGCUCAAACUAUCGAUCUUAUUUCGCGAGUAGGAAAAGUAGGCACCAAAGCCUGGCUCUCAUCCUACAAUGUGGCGGUAGAUAUGCUAGUUUCAGACUUGAGUCAGUUGACUCAGAUUAAAAAGCUUGUUGCUACAACUCUUGAAAUUUUCGAAGACGAUGACUUUAUGCGUUCUAAGCGAAGUCAGUUUGAAUUAAUUAUAAAAGAUUUGAAUAGCGUAGCGAAUCUAUUAAUAAAUUUAGCGAGAAAAUAA
Messenger RNA from Botrytis deweyae, 1815 nucleotides. RefSeq lists its product as uncharacterized. The coding region runs from base 1 to 1815 and encodes 604 amino acids. The record is from RefSeq and is a predicted model, not a curated record. The transcript has a single exon. Gene Ontology annotation, biological process: 'de novo' NAD+ biosynthetic process from L-tryptophan. Gene Ontology annotation, cellular component: cytoplasm. Gene Ontology annotation, molecular function: metal ion binding; heme binding; indoleamine 2,3-dioxygenase activity. Lineage: Eukaryota; Fungi; Ascomycota; Leotiomycetes; Helotiales; Sclerotiniaceae.